Messenger RNA from Stegastes partitus (bicolor damselfish), 636 nucleotides. Its product is annotated as homeobox expressed in ES cells 1-like. The coding region runs from base 178 to 636 and encodes 152 amino acids. Gene Ontology annotation, biological process: pituitary gland development; forebrain development; regulation of transcription by RNA polymerase II. Lineage: Eukaryota; Metazoa; Chordata; Actinopteri; Pomacentridae. Gene Ontology annotation, cellular component: nucleus. The transcript has 3 exons. The record is from RefSeq and is a predicted model, not a curated record. Gene Ontology annotation, molecular function: DNA-binding transcription repressor activity, RNA polymerase II-specific; RNA polymerase II cis-regulatory region sequence-specific DNA binding.
UAUGAUGUCAAAUCCUCACAUAUGCUGAGUACAUCUGUGUGUACAGUAAAACCUAAUCAUUUAUCCAAAGUCAAGAAAAAGCUCUCCGUUCAGUUUAUUGUUGUGCAAAUGAAUGAUUUAUUUCAUUUUAAUUAAAAAGGUUGUUUAGUGUGUGAUUUUUUCCCCAUCAAUCCAGAGAUGGUAGCAGAGAAGGAGAACAGAGGAACGACUCUCUGCUCUGAACAACAACACUGUUAUCAACAACAGCAACUGCAUCAUCCUCAGCCGCUGAACUCCUCCAGGCCCACAUCAAACUGGUACAUCGGACGCAGACCCCGCACUGCCUUCACCAGCAGCCAGGUGAAUGUACUGGAGACAGUGUUUCAGGUGAACUGUUAUCCAGGCAUCCAGCUGAGGGAGCAGCUGGCAGGAAGACUCGAUCUGGACGAGGACCGAAUACAGAUCUGGUUUCAGAACCGGCGAGCCAAACUGAGGCGUUCUCUGAGAGAAGCCCGGCUACGUCUAGUCCAGACAGCGGUGGCUGACCUCAGGGUCGGACACGAGGUCAUAGGUCAGCUGAAGGUCAAGCAGGAUGAGCGAAGUGACCUGGAACUUGCCUCUUGUCUCCAGCUUGAGGUGGAGGAAGAGGAGGAGUAA